GUCCAAUCAGAGCCGCCGCAGGAAGUUUAAACCCAGCUUUGACAGCGGGCUGAUUUGAAUUUAGUUUUGUAUUUUGGGACAUUUUCAUCUUUAAGAUCCAGGUGCAGUCAUGUCUGAGGGGCUGCUGAUGCAGGUGGGACCGUCUGUCCUCACACAGUCGGCCUAUCAGAGCGAGCCGUCGGCACACCUGGACAGGGGGGCGGGGCUUCGGGGUGAGGGCGGGGCCAUUCAGGUGAGCGCAUACUGUAAAGAGCUGCUGAUGAGAGGAGGAAUAGAGUUCAGCUUCGAAGAGCUGAGAGCCGAAAGAUUCAACCAACGACAAAAACAGCAGCUGGAUGAAAAGCUGCGGCAGCUGAAGGAGGUGAAGGAGCAGCUGAGUCAGGAGCUGGAGUUCAAGAAGAAACUUCUGCUGCUCAGGAGGAGUCAACAGGUGGACCAGGAAGCCUCUCAGAUCAGUGACUCUGCCGGACCUGCAGCUGCCUCCUCCUUCCAGAUCUAUGAUGAGUCUCAGCCUGCUGCUGCACAGCCUGCUGGAAACUCUGAAACAUCUCCAGCUGAGCUGCAGGACGAUGUUUUCCUCCGUGCUGACGAGAGAGGACUGUGUCUACGGAUCCAGUAUCCACAACCAGGUGAGUCCCUGGUCCAGGUGGGCCUCUGGUCCAGGUGAGCCUCUGGUCCAGGUGGGCCUCUGGUCCAGGUGAGUCUCUGGUCCAGGUGAGCCUCUGGUCCAGGUGAAUCUCUGGUCCAGGUGGGCCUCUGGUCCAGGUAGGCCUCUGGUCCAGGUGAGUCUCUGGUCCAGGUGAGCCUCUGGUCCAGGUGAAUCUCUGGUCCAGGUA
Epinephelus moara (kelp grouper) is the source of this 836-nucleotide messenger RNA. RefSeq names its product mitotic checkpoint serine/threonine-protein kinase BUB1-like. The record is from RefSeq and is a predicted model, not a curated record. Lineage: Eukaryota; Metazoa; Chordata; Actinopteri; Perciformes; Serranidae. The coding region runs from base 110 to 667 and encodes 185 amino acids. The transcript is spliced from 7 exons.